Molecule: messenger RNA, 1749 nt
Organism: Pygocentrus nattereri (red-bellied piranha)
Lineage: Eukaryota; Metazoa; Chordata; Actinopteri; Characiformes; Serrasalmidae
Gene: sgta
Product: small glutamine-rich tetratricopeptide repeat (TPR)-containing, alpha
Exons: 12
Coding region: 173-1120 (315 amino acids)
Biological process (GO): post-translational protein targeting to endoplasmic reticulum membrane
Cellular component (GO): membrane; TRC complex
Molecular function (GO): protein binding; molecular adaptor activity
Source: RefSeq, a predicted model, not a curated record
CGCAGCGAGGAAAAUCCCUGCAGUGGGGCAAACAGUAAGUGUAAAGAAGCUGUAUUACACGCUGGGAAGGUUUUAUCUUGUAUCAUAUGCGAAGUGACACAGUGUAAGAUUAAAUACAUCUUCGGGAGACGUAUUGCAUCCAUCAUUGGAGAGAACCUUUUCUCCAGCCAAAAUGACAGAGACAAAGCGUCUUGCUUACUCCAUUAUCCAGUUUCUCCACGACCAGCUGAGGUCUGGGGACCUAUCAUCAGAUGCUCAAGAAAGUUUAGAAGUUUCCAUCCAGUGUCUGGAGACAGCGUUUGGUGUCUCUGUUGAGGACCAGAGUUUAGCAGUGUCUGAAACCUUGCCAGAACUAUUUGCAAAGGCCACUGUCAAGGUAGCAGAUACGCCUCAAGUUAAAAUCAACUCGACCAGUAGUCCCCCCACAGAGGAUCAGCUUGCAGAGGCAGAACAACUUAAGAGUGACGGCAAUGACCAAAUGAAAGUAGAAAACUUCAGUGCAGCAGUGGAGUUCUACUCAAAAGCCAUUCAGAUAAAUCCACAGAACGCAGUUUAUUACUGCAACAGAGCUGCAGCGUACAGCAAACUUGGUAACUAUGCUGGAGCAGUUCAGGAUUGUGAACUUGCCAUUGGAAUUGAUCCAAACUACAGCAAAGCCUAUGGACGAAUGGGGCUGGCUCUUGCCAGUUUGAACAAACAUGCAGAGGCCGUGAGCUACUACAAGAAAGCCCUGGAGCUGGAUCCUGACAAUGACACAUACAAAUCAAACUUGCAAAUAGCUGAGCAGAGAAUGAAAGAAACACCCAGCCCAACAGGGGGUAUGGGUGGAGUUGACCUUGCUGGUUUGCUUAGUAAUCCUGGUUUCAUGAGCAUGGCUUCUAAUUUGAUGAGUAACCCACAAGUACAACAGUUGGUGUCAGGAAUGAUGUCUGGAACCUAUGGUCCUAUGGGUAGCACUGGUUCCCCAGCAGCAGGAGCAGCACCAAAUGACCUCUCUGGCCUUAUUCAAGCUGGCCAGCAGUUUGCACAGCAAAUGCAGCAGCAGAAUCCUGAGCUCAUUGAGCAAUUGAGAAGUCAGAUCCGCAGUCGGCCACCAAGUGCUAGUAAUGAAGAACAAUGACACUUGAGUUGCUAAACAAAACCACCAUGGCACACACAGAGAAGACUGGCUGGCUGACUUUCUUUUAUUUUUUUUUUUAAAUAUCUAUUAUUCUUACAACUCCAGGGCCAAGACCAUUUUUACAUCACACUGAGUGCAUGUGUGUCUGGCUUCCUUCCCUGCCUUGCCUGUCUUUAAAGAAACCAGUGUAGCCUAAAGUUUUUAGGUCAUAGCCGGCCACUUAACCUCAGUGGAAGUGUACAGAAAUAUCGCACUGGUUUAAUGUAUGAUUUCAGUGUAACUAAUCCAUGCUAAUGGAUUGAUGUAAAAGAAUCCACUGCUACAUGGACUGGCUGCAGACUUGCAGUAUCGACCCAAAGUGAUUCACUUCUCCAAUAACAGCUGGGUUUAUCUGAUCAGAUGACUUUGUAAGUGAUAUGUACAAUGUCAACAUAAUGGAUAUUAAAUGUCAAAUAGGACCUCAUCUUUGUCAUCCACUGGUAACCACGGCCUUGUUGUAAUGCUUCAGACUUUGUAACACCAGUCAUGCUGUGAUCGUUAUACAGCAGGUUUAUAUAAUGUAAGCAUGACUAUGAGAUCACUACAGUUGUCAUUGGUUUUUGAUUAAAAGUUGGGAGUUUUGCAUCAAA